Molecule: messenger RNA, 2151 nt
Organism: Mytilus trossulus (common blue mussel)
Lineage: Eukaryota; Metazoa; Mollusca; Bivalvia; Mytilida; Mytilidae
Product: heat shock 70 kDa protein 12A-like
Exons: 5
Coding region: 147-1877 (576 amino acids)
Molecular function (GO): ATP-dependent protein folding chaperone; ATP binding
Source: RefSeq, a predicted model, not a curated record
AGGUAUUUAAACCAUUUAAAUAGAAUCUAAAUGCUAAUGGGGAAAAUCCAAACAUCACUGAUCCAUACAUUUAUUUAUUUAUAUUUGUUAGUGCUUGUUUACUCGUGUGUUACCUAUAUUUUUUGGAUUUCAAGUUAGAGACCAAAAUGGCGACCAAAGGAAAGGAGAAAUUUGAACUUGUAGUGGCACUGGAUAUAGGAACAACAUACUCCGGCUAUGCAUAUUCAACAGUUGAAGAUUUCAAGACAAAUCCACUGAAUAUUCAAUACAUACAGUCAUGGAAUGCUGGAAGGAAAAGAAUGGUGUCACACAAAACUCCAACGUGUCUUAUGCUGAACAAAAAUGAAAAACUUGUUGCCUUUGGAUACGAAGCAGAGGCUGCCUAUGCCAAACGUAUUGCGGAUGAGGGUCACAAGAAUUCGUAUUACUUCCAUCGUUUCAAAAUGAAACUCUGCAAGAGAGAGGCUAUAACUAAAAACAUGUCAAUGAAAGAUGUAACAGGAAAGACUGCCAGGGCAUUAGAUGUGUUUUCUUUGUCCAUCCGGGCACUAAUCGAUCACUUUCUGAAACAAGUGGAUGUACCUCUGUCCAAAAUACGCUGGGUUAUAACUGUCCCUGCAAGCUGGUCAGACAUAGCUAAACAGUUCAUGGCGGGAAGCGCAAUGAUGGCAGGAAUUCCAGAGGAACAACUAAUCAUAGCGUUAGAAUCAGAGGCUGCAGCCAUAUAUUGUGAAAAUCUGAAUUCAGAAAAACGUAAAGGAUCAGAUCAUAGAUAUUCUAUUAAAAACGACGGAAGUAAAUUUAUGAUGGUGGAUAUUGGUGGAGGCACAACUGACAUUACAGUUUUAGAAAAAUUAGCAGAUAACAAAAUGAAACAGCUUUGCUCAUCGACCGGUGGGAUAUUUGGUGGCAUGUCCGUUGAUGAAGAAUAUAUUGAAAUGAUAGAAAAUAUCAUCAUGGGAGCAGUGAUGCGGAAAUUAAAAUCUGAUUACCCACAGUCAUAUCUCGAAAUGUUAAGUAGCUUUGAAUAUCUAAAGCAAAAUAUAGAUUCCAGCCUAGCAGGACAGAUCUGUGUUAACAUACCAUAUGAUGUGAUUAGUUCCCUUUGUAAAAGUCAAGCGGGCGAGACAUUUGAGUCAUUGUUAGAAUCGUCAGAGUACAGUGGACGAGUAUCAUUGGAAAAGGGCAAACUUAAAAUAGACGCUGGUCUUUUAAGGUCAUUCUUUAAUAAGCCUAUUGCGGAAAUGAUUACAUUGAUGAAAGAAUGUUUCAAAAAAUGCGAACCUGAGAGAGUACGAAUAAUUCUUGUCGUAGGUGGAUUUUCGCAGUGUCCAUUCCUACGUGAGGCCCUCAAGACAGCUUUCCCAAGAAAGCUUAUCAAAUUUCCGCAUGAACCCAAUCUUGCUGUCCUGAAAGGAGCAGUCUUGUUCGGCCAUGAACCCAGUUUUAUUGCGUCAAGGGUUGUUCGAUAUACGUAUGGUGUAGAAGUGUCUAAGGAUUACGACCCAAGACUUCAUUCCUCAGACAGACGAGUCAUUGUAGAUGGAGAGGCUUUGUGUCGAGGCGCAUUCGAUACAUUUAUGGCGGCGGAAACUUCAGUUCCCAUUGGAACAGCUAUUACAGAAACAUACACUACAACCGAAAAAAAUCAAAAGUCGCAUUAUCUGCCAAUUUACAUUUCAACAAGUAAAAAUCCCAGAUACACAGACGAUGAUGAGUCGUCUUACUUGGGUACUAUUAAAGUGCCAAUACCAAAUCCUAGUGAAAUGUACCGAGAUGUCAAGGUCAACUUUUAUUUUGGAUUUACAGAACUUGAAGUUGAAGCCAUAGACGUAGAAACAAAUGAAAAAUGUGAAGUAAAAUUUGAUCUUUUGUAAACGAGUAUUCACGUACGUGUAUAUGCAUUUAAUUUGUUUCGGUUUACACGCGUAGUUUGUUUGAAUGAGAAGUUCACAGUCAAGCGAAAAGUGUUAGGAACAGAUUAUCAAGAUGAAUUUCUGUGAGAGACUACAUUGUCUUUAAGAUAAAAAAUGUACAAGUGUUUUGUACCAAGUGUGUUGGCGAUUUUUAAUAAAAGGUAACUUAUUCUUAGCAUGACUUUUUGUUUGAAUGAGUAGUCCUUGUUGUAUAACACUAAACCAGACCCUUUGU